CACGAUUCGUAAUUGCAUUGCAUGUUAUUUAAAGUAAAGUUAUAUUGUGUGAGAGAAAAUUUCGUAUAAUUCAAAAGGUACAUUUCGUGAAUUGUGUGGCAUUUAGAAUUCAAGUGAUUGUCAAAUGUCGGCAAACAAUCAUUCAUCAUAACGAAAAUAAUACGCAAAUGUUCUGGCAAUGUGCUCGGUUUCAACUGCGUUGUAUAAUAAAUCAAAAGCGAAUCAAUUGCAAAAGCACGACACAAUAAAAUCAAUUGAACUGCUCUACAUUUGAAAGUGGAAAAUUUCACCGUUGUGGUGAAAAACGAGUUGUUUGGUGAAAAUUGACCAGCACGACUGAAAAUUGGUUGUGGACAACAACGGGUGGACGUCUGGACGACUGGAAAAGGAGGCAUCAUCAACAUCAUCAUGGAAGGAAAGAUAAUAAUAAAAGAGAAUUUUUUUAAGCCAUCCAUCAACGAUAUCAUUCAAAAGUUUAAAAUUCAAAAUGACAUUUUUGAUCGACGAAGGCAUGCAACAAACAAAAAAGAAAUUGUUGAUAUAUCGAAAUCGUGGCGUAUACGGGAUCGAAUGAAAACGGUGAGCGUGGCAUUGGUUGUAUGUUUAAAUGUUGGUGUUGAUCCACCAGAUGUGUUUAAAAUAACACCUUGUGCCCGAUUAGAAUGCUGGAUUGAUCCAUCGUCAAUGUCACCGCAGAAGGCGCUCGAAUUGAUCGGCGCCAAUUUACAAAAACAAUACGAACGUUGGCAACCACGGGCCCGUUACAAGCAAUCACUUGAUCCAACCGUUGAAGAUGUGAAAAAAUUGUGCGUUUCAUUGCGUCGCAAUGCAAAAGAGGAACGGGUUUUAUUUCAUUACAAUGGUCAUGGUGUACCGCGACCAACACUGAACGGUGAAAUUUGGGUAUUUAAUCGCACAUAUACACAAUAUAUUCCAUUGUCGAUUUAUGAUUUACAAUCUUGGAUGGGAUCACCAUCGAUUUAUGUAUACGAUUGCUCGAAUGCUGGCAUCAUUGUUAAAUGGUUUAUUCAAUUUGCCGAACAACAUGAACGUGAAUUUGAGCAAAUUGCAUCGAGUACCGGAAAUUUGAAUGCAUCGCCCAGUACACAGCCAUUUAAUUCAUUUCGUAAUUGUAUUCAACUGGCUGCAUGCAGUGAAGAUCAAAUAUUACCAAUGAAUCCACAAUUGCCGGCCGAUUUAUUUACUGCUUGCCUAACUACACCGAUUAAAAUCGCACUAAAAUGGUUUAUGUUACAAAAAACAUCAUUGCUGGUGCCACACCUUACCCAGGAAUUAAUUGAUCGCAUACCAGGUCAAUUGAACGACAGACGCACUAUGCUUGGCGAACUCAAUUGGAUUUUUACAGCAAUCACUGAUACAAUUGCAUGGAAUACACUACCAAGAGAUCUCUUUCAGCGUCUAUUUCGUCAAGAUCUGUUGGUGGCUAGUUUGUUUCGUAAUUUUUUAUUGGCUGAAAGGAUAAUGCGUUCGUACGAUUGUACACCAGUUUCUAGUCCACAAAUUCCCAAUGGUUAUCGGCAUCAUAUGUGGCAAGCAUGGGACUUGGCCAUUGAUUUGGCAUUGCAGCAACUGCCCGAUAUCGUUGAACGCAAUGCACCAUACCAGAAUUCACCAUUUUUCGAAGAUCAGCUAACCGCUUUUCAUGUUUGGCUUGAGCGCGGCAACGAAGAACGUGAACCACCCGAACAACUUCCGAUUGUUCUACAAGUGUUGUUGUCACAAGUACAUCGCUUACGUGCCUUGGAAUUGCUUGGACGAUUUUUAGAUUUAGGACCAUGGGCCGUAAAUUUGGCGUUGAGCGUUGGAAUUUUCCCAUAUGUAUUGAAGUUAUUGCAAGCAUCGGCCAAGGAAUUGCGGCCACUAUUAGUUUUUAUUUGGGCAAAAAUUUUGGCCGUUGAUGUGACAUGUCAAGUGGACUUGGUGUGUGAUCAAGGUCAAAAAUACUUUUUAUCUGUGUUACAAGAUCCAAUAAUUACACCAAAUUAUCGUACAUUGGCUGCAUUUGUGCUUGCGUCCAUCGUUCAUAAUUUUCCAAUGGGUCAAGCGAGUGCAUUACAAUCAUCGUUAGUUUCAAUAUGUUUGGAGCAAAUAAACGACCGAUGUGCAUCGUUGCGCCAAUGGUUGGCCAUCUGUUUGGGUCAUUUAUGGCAAAAUUAUGACAAGGCUAGAUGGUCGGGCGUUAGGGAUUUGGCACAUGAAAAACUAUAUCCGCUGUUGUUGGACAGUGUACCUGAAGUGAGAGCAGCGGCUGUAUAUGCAUUAGGCACAUUCAUAAGCUCACAAAAAACCGAUCGCACCGAGCACGCAAAUAAUUUAGAUCGAAGCAUUGCAUUAACAUUAUUCUCAACGGUUGGCAAUGAUAUGAGCCCAAUCGUGAGAAUGGAACUUUUGGCUGCCUUACAAUGGAUCGUUAUGCUAUUUUUGAAUGUAUUCAUGGCAGCAUCAACACAAGAUUCAAAUACAAAUAAUGUUCCGAAUACGCAUAGUUGGGAACGAAUAAAGCGUGUAUCAAGCUCAAAUUCAAUAUUGAACAUAGGCACGACUGCCUUGGGAUUCAAUUCAAUUUACAUAAAGCUAUGGCGUGGCUUGUUAUCAUUUUGCCACGAUCCAUGUCCGGACGUUGUAAAAAUGGCCAAGGAAAUUGUGAUGUAUAUUAUUGUCGAUUUAAAUCCAGCAAAAGAGGCUGAAAAAGAGACAUAUUCAUUGAGUUUGCCACCAAGCCCAAAUACAAGAGUUAAUUAUCUUGGUGGCAAUUCGCCGCCGGUAGCCAAUUUGUCAUUGAGUCGUCAUGGAAUCGAGAUUCAUGGAAAAAUUGAACGAAACAAUUCACGAAGCACAACACCGAUUCUGGAUCGUUCACAAUCGGGCAAUCGUUCGCGUAAAAAUUCACGCAUUGAAACCGAUUUGACGGCAGUCAAUACAACAAUAAAUGCUGACAUCAAUAUUACAUCGGGAAGUUCAUCAAAUGAUGAAAAUCAAGAUCCAAUGAAACCAAAGCCAAUUGUAACGACCAAUUAUAUUUCAUGGAGUUCGGCAAAUGUCACCAAUAUGGGUGAAAAACAUGAAAAAUACUUUACAAAAUCACGUUGCAAACAUUUAGAUCCGAAAUUGGUGCGUGAUAUUGAGUAUACAAUUCAAAAUGGUGUGUCCACAUUGUAUUUGUCACAAUUGUGGUGUGCUCAAACACAAAGCACACCAAAUCUAAUCCGUUUUCAUCCGUUUGAAGAGCAAAGUGCUGUUGCCUAUAAAGAUAAGGUUAUGGUAAACGAUCGAAAUAGUAAAUUGAUUCAUGCGUAUGCACCGGCUGAAAUACCGCUUAACAUUCCAAUGCAUUGGCGGCAUACACAAAAUUCGGAAGUGACAUCGUUUGAAUUUAUAAAUCCAUCGACACGAGCUCUUGUUCUAAUCGGACAUGAUGAUGGAUGCAUUCGCAUUUGGAAACCACCGACAGACCAUAGAGAAAAACCAACACUUAUCACCGGAUUCCAAGCAAUAAGCGAUGUUACCAAUGCAAAUCGCACAACAAACACAUGUGGCCUAAUUACAACAUAUCAACCGAUGAAUAAUGUCAUUGUAAGUGGCAGCAAUGCGAAGAGUAUUCGUUUCUGGGAUCCAGAAACUGAAAUGAAAAAGGCUGAAAUACCGACCGAUAGUGAGGCAGCUGUACGUGUACUCAGCACAUCAAAUGAAGGUUUAACGGUUGCCGGUUUUGAUGAUGGCUGCUGCAAAAUCAUCGACAUAAGAUGUAAUGUCGAAUCAUCCAUUGUUCACACAUAUCGUGAGCAUAAUGAACGUUUGCUUGAAUGUUCAAUGAUCACCGAAACCGGUACAUUAUUUACGGGAUGUCGAAAUGGCGAAUGUGUUUGCAUUGAUUUUCGUACAAAUCGUGUUAUGGAACGAUGGAAAAUAAAUCGUGAAGCAAGUGCAAUGGCUGUCUAUCCGUAUAGUAAUAUUGUUGCAAUUGGCGCCGAAUCAACAAUCACACUUUAUCAUUAUAAUGGACAAGAAUUGAAUCGUACACGCUGUGGCAGCGACAGUGGCUAUCGAGGAUCUCGAAAGUAUAUUUCUUGCUUAACAUUUCAUCCGCUCAAAGGCCAUAUCGCAUGUGGCUAUUCGGAUAAUUUGGUAACGGUCUACGAAAUAAACGACCGAGUAACCAGACCGAUUUCAUACUAUUGGUGAAAAUACACCGAUACAAAGCACUUAACAUUUAUAAUAGCGCAUUUUUUAACGAUUUUGUGGCAUCAGCUUCUUUUCAAGGAGGACAUUGUACAUAGAAUUUUUUUUUUAGCUUUAAAUACAAUUCUAUAUAUAUGUAUGUAUGUAUUUAACAAUACAAUCUAAGAACGACAGACACAAGCAUUGAUUUCAUCAACUGAAAGCAACAAACAAAAUCUGAAAACGUUUCGAUCAUGUAUACAACAAUCUGAAGCUGUCGAGAUAAAUUGAUAUCAAUGAUAAGAACUUAAUAAUGACGACGAUAAACGAUAAAAUUAUAUAAACAAUAUAUAUAUAUAUAUGGAGAGAGAGAGACACACACAAAGAGAGAAAACAGGCCAUGUUUAUAUCCAAGCGCAAAUAAAACCAAACACAUAUUCACAUGCUCAAGUAGAUGAAACAAACGCUUUCAGUCAUUUGAAAUAGCACAUAAAUAGUUUCAUACAAAUUAUGUACAUAUACAGCUUUUUCGUUCUUUUUUUUCUGAUUAAAUCUAGUCCCAUUCUUUUAGUAUAUUCUGCAGUAUAUUUUCUUUAUUAUACAACAGCAUACAAACACAUUUACGGUAUAUAACACAAAAUUGAUAUUGAUAUGAAUACAGGAAAACGGUCUCGAUUUUAUUUUAGCACAUCAACGAAAUCGUCUUCGAUUUGCAUCUCAGCGAUAGAUAAAAAUGGAAUAUUUGCAUUUAAAAUAACAUAUUAUAUAUAAAAAUCACGAAACUGUAUAUGAAAUUUCGAACGGAAAUUAUGAAAUAAAAAAAGAAGAAAAAAAUAAACGAUUAAAAACGAUUGGAAAAUAA
Messenger RNA from Contarinia nasturtii (swede midge), 5041 nucleotides. Its product is annotated as regulatory-associated protein of mTOR-like. The record is from RefSeq and is a predicted model, not a curated record. NCBI's taxonomy places the organism in Eukaryota, Metazoa, Arthropoda, Insecta, Diptera, Cecidomyiidae. Gene Ontology annotation, molecular function: protein binding; protein-macromolecule adaptor activity. Bases 409 to 4203 code for a protein of 1264 amino acids. Gene Ontology annotation, biological process: positive regulation of protein serine/threonine kinase activity; positive regulation of cell growth; cellular response to starvation. The transcript has 3 exons. Gene Ontology annotation, cellular component: TORC1 complex; cytoplasm.